UGCACAUGUUUUAUGAGAAUCAGUGCCGGGCUGUGCAGCUGCGGACAAUAACUAAGCUGUUUGGCUAAUGAAGGCCACCUGGAUCAGGCUUCUGAAAAGAGCCAAAGGAGGGCGGCUGAAGAAUUCUGAUAUCUGUGGUUCGGCAGACUCCUACACUAGCCGUCCAUCUGAUUCAGAUGUCUCUCUUGAGGAAGACAGAGAAGCAGUGCGGAGAGAGGCAGAGCGACAGGCCCAGACACAGCUGGAAAAGGCAAAGACAAAACCUGUUGCAUUUGCAGUCCGAACAAAUGUUAGCUACAGUGCAGCCCAUGAGGAUGAUGUACCAGUCCCAGGCAUGGCCAUCUCAUUUGAAGCAAAAGAUUUUCUACAUGUUAAAGAAAAAUUUAACAAUGACUGGUGGAUAGGACGACUAGUAAAAGAAGGCUGUGAAAUAGGAUUCAUACCAAGUCCAGUCAAAUUAGAAAAUAUGAGGCUGCAGCAUGAACAAAAGGCUAAGCAAGGGAAAUUUUACUCCAGUAAAUCAGGAGGAAAUUCAUCAUCCAGUUUGGGUGACGUAGUACCUAGUUCCAGAAAGUCUACACCUCCAUCAUCUGCUAUAGACAUAGAUGCCACUGGUUUAGAUGCAGAAGAAAUUGAUAUUCCAGCAAACCAUCGCUCCCCCAAACCCAGUGCAAACAGUGUCACAUCACCCCACUCCAAAGAGAAAAGAAUGCCCUUCUUUAAGAAGACAGAGCACAUCCCUCCAUAUGAUGUAGUGCCUUCUAUGCGACCAGUAGUCUUAGUGGGGCCUUCCUUAAAGGGAUAUGAGGUGACAGACAUGAUGCAAAAAGCAUUAUUUGAUUUUUUAAAACAUAGAUUUGAAGGGCGUAUAUCAAUCACACGGGUCACAGCAGACAUCUCGCUUGCCAAACGCUCAGUAUUAAACAAUCCCAGCAAGCAUGCGAUAAUAGAACGGUCCAAUACAAGGUCAAGUUUAGCUGAGGUUCAGAGUGAAAUUGAACGAAUAUUUGAAUUAGCAAGGACAUUACAGCUGGUAGUACUUGAUGCCGAUACUAUUAAUCAUCCAGCUCAACUUAGUAAAACCUCUCUGGCCCCCAUUAUAGUAUAUGUGAAGAUUUCUUCUCCAAAGGUUUUACAGAGGUUGAUAAAAUCCCGUGGCAAAUCUCAGGCUAAGCACCUUAAUGUUCAAAUGGUAGCAGCUGACAAACUGGCUCAGUGCCCUCCAGAAAUGUUUGAUGUGAUUCUGGAUGAGAAUCAGCUUGAAGAUGCUUGUGAACACCUGGCUGAUUAUUUGGAAGCUUAUUGGAAGUCCACACAUCCUGCUAGCAGCCAUCCUCCUAACCAGCUUCUCACUCGCACACUGGCAACUGCCACUCUUCCUAUCAACCCAGGCCCAAAUGUUAAUUUACAGGGCUCUCAAGGAGAUCAGAGGAAUGAGCAGUCAGCCUCUGAACGAACUGGCUCCCAAGGGGAAGAAGAAGCACGUGCCGAACCCACCAGGAAAUCUCAGCACCGCUGUUCCUCUUCAGGUCGCCACCAUAACCAUCACAGUGGAACUAGCCGUGGCCUGUCUAGACAAGAAACUUUUGACUCAGAAACACAAGACAGCAGAGAUUCAACAUACAUAGAGCCAAAGGAGGAUUACUCUCAUGAACACUAUGAUUCUCACAGAGAUCACAGUCACAGGGAUGUGUCCCAUGGAAGUAGUGAUCACAGACAUCGAGAAUCAAGGCUUCGCUCAAAGGAAAGGGAUCGAGAGCAGGACCACAAUGAAGGCAACAAGCAGCGUAGCCGUCAUAAAUCAAGGGACCAAUAUUGUGACAAGGAUGGGGAAGUGAUAUCUAAAAAACGCAAUGAUACAGCAGAAUGGAAGAGGGAUGUGUACAUUCACCAAUAACAUUUGCCUCCAGCAGUUUCAUGUUUGUUUUGGAGUUGUGUAUAAGAAAGCCCCUUUUUUAAAAAGCAAAACAAAAAAACCAAAUCUGGAUUUACAUUGCAGAACAUGUGGUAUCCUGUAUGCUGAUUUUUAAAAUUGCUGUUGCUUUCACAGCAAUAGCAUGAAAUAGAAUAUUCAUUUUGAUUAGUGUUAUAACGUAUUGGCAUAGUACAACUGCAAAGUUCCUGAUGUUGUACCGUGCUUUUUUCCCCCAAAGCUGUUUUUGGUAGCUGCCACUUGAACAAGAUCUGUUGCCAUCAAGGUGUUGUUAGUGUUUUCAGACAAAAUACAGUUGAUGUUUAUUAACUUCCCAUGUUUUUCAGCAAGCCAAAAUCAGCAAUCCAAACCUGAAGUUCUCAUCUGUUUUUAUUUUUUAAUCUGUAGGCACCUGAUUUGCACAUUGAUUUGAGAGCCACUUUCUGUUUAUUGUACCUCUACAUUUGGAGACAAAAUUCAGUUUUGCCUUAUACACAGGGGAUCAUAAUGUCAAAAUCUCUGUUCUAUGUACUGGUACUGUGUACUGUAUAAACAGUUUAUAAAUGUUAUUUCUGCAAACACCUUCUUACAUAACAUUGACUACACUGUUUAAGAGUCCUAAUGCCAAGUCAGCAGAUUUGCUUUUGAAUUACUGGCAACUGGAACUAGCCUCAUUCAGGAAAUGUAACAGUGUUCACUCUAGACACACUUUCUUCAGUAGCAGAAAGCUUAUACUUACUGUAAAUAGGAAUGAAUACUUUAGAUAAAAGGUUGGAUUGUCCUUGCAAACAUAAUCAUUUUUGCAUUUUUAAAUCUGACAAAAUAAUGUGACACUAUAAGUGGUCCUGCUUUACACAGUACACACCAGUUGCAGUGAACACAUGGAUAACUUUUUCUUGUCACUUGAUAGGCCACAUUUGACAUGGUGUAUGAGUGUGUGUGCUUGUGUGUAAAACAAUAUAUAUCACAGGAGUGGUUGUUAAGGAUACACAUGAGAUUCUUAAGGGCAACCCAUAUGUUACAAUUCAACCAUAAUUUCUACAUUUAGCUGCUUAGGCAUGAGAUCUAUUUACAUAUCUAGUACAAUGUCAAAAGAAGACCUUGAGACUACUUCCAUGAAAAGGGAUUGCCACACUUUUAGGAGACUCUCUUAUAGAAGGAGCACAAGAUCUUCCAUGCUUCCAUUUCAAGCAUCGCACCAGUCAUGUAAGCAGACAACUCAUCUAAGCAGCUAAACACAGAAGUUAGGACUCUAAAUGUGGAAGUUAAGGCUGAAUCAUAGUACAUCAGUCAGCCCAUCCUGAGAAUACAGAUUCUUCUAAAAACCAGUAAGUUUUUCCCUUCUGUCUAUAACUAAAGGUCCAACUUGCAGGCAAGCAACAUGAGGAAAUUUAUGGCUACAAGUAAUUGGGAAAGCAUCAAUCUGCUGGCUCUUUGAUGAAGAUCCAGGAAAGUUAAAAACACAGGCAAAUGUGACUGUUUCACUGGAAAUGUAAAAUCUUUUUGUGUUUUAGAGUAUUUGUUUUAGUAAGAAAAGUUUACACCGCUUGUGGAGAGUUAUUUUGUUGGAAAAUAAAUUUUUGUAGCUUCUGCA
Molecule: messenger RNA, 3506 nt
Organism: Rhineura floridana
Lineage: Eukaryota; Metazoa; Chordata; Lepidosauria; Squamata; Rhineuridae
Gene: CACNB2
Product: calcium voltage-gated channel auxiliary subunit beta 2
Exons: 13
Coding region: 68-1897 (609 amino acids)
Biological process (GO): regulation of voltage-gated calcium channel activity; calcium ion transmembrane transport; neuromuscular junction development
Cellular component (GO): voltage-gated calcium channel complex
Molecular function (GO): protein binding; high voltage-gated calcium channel activity
Source: RefSeq, a predicted model, not a curated record